GAGCAACGCUUUACCGUCGUGGAAAAGUACAGCGUCGACCUCACCGAGCUGGCACGCCUGGGCAAGCUCGACCCGGUGGUCGGUCGGGAUGACGAAAUCCGCCAGGUGAUGCAAACCCUGACUCGCCGCACCAAGAACAACCCGGUGCUCAUCGGCGACGCCGGCGUGGGCAAAACCGCCAUCGCCGAGGGGUUGGCGAUCAAGAUUCUCGAUGACGACGUGCCCGACUCCUCCGCAACCGGCGCGUGA
Geodia barretti is the source of this 249-nucleotide messenger RNA. The record is from the annotation of a GenBank genome assembly. NCBI's taxonomy places the organism in Eukaryota, Metazoa, Porifera, Demospongiae, Tetractinellida, Geodiidae.